Molecule: messenger RNA, 2189 nt
Organism: Pecten maximus
Lineage: Eukaryota; Metazoa; Mollusca; Bivalvia; Pectinida; Pectinidae
Product: ubiquitin-conjugating enzyme E2 variant 1-like
Exons: 5
Coding region: 38-463 (141 amino acids)
Source: RefSeq, a predicted model, not a curated record
AUCCGUUUCCGGUCCUCCAUUAGACGGCGUUAAAAACAUGGCGCAUAAAGGAGCAUCACAAGGUGUUGUUAUUCCAAGAAACUUUCGACUUCUAGAAGAGUUGGAAAACGGGGAAAAAGGUUCUGGCGAUGGAACAGUAUCAUGGGGACUCUCAUCUGAAAAUGAUGAUACAUUGUCGUCCUGGACCUGUACAAUCAUAGGACCCCCUAAUACCCCAUAUGAAUCAAAAAUCUACACAGUACACAUAACAUGUGAUUUAAAUUAUCCAAGAUGUCCCCCUGUUGUAAAAUUUAAAAGUAAAAUACUUUUAUCUGGUGUAAACAUGGAUGGAGAGGUGGAUGUUAAGACAUUAUUUCCUUGGAAACCCGCUAGCACUAUUCAAUGCAUACUGGUUGCAUUGAGGAAUCGAAUGAAAUUGAAAGAAAAUUCAAGAUGCAAGCAGCCAAACGACGGAGAAUACUAAAUCAGUAGUAUUGACUUCAUUGACCCCCUAGUUUGUCCACCAUUGGUAUUUGGAACUUGAAAGGACUUACAUACUUUUUUCUCACCGCCAGGAACAAGUUGGGACAGAUUGGCGACAAGAAAAUGAGAGACAUCUUAAAAUAAGCAUGGGGUUAUAUAAUUACCACAUUUGUUGUUUUCACACAUCAGGUCUCCAGUAGAAAUGUAAACAAUCCUUUUUGCAAAGCUCAGACUUUUUAUCUCGGACUGAUCAUGUAUAUAUGUUCAUGUUACUUGAGUAUCUUUUGUUUUGUCUUGUUUUGGAAGAAAUGGGGACAAGAAGGCAUUGCCAGUUUAGCAGGUAGUAUAGACUGUAUCAUCACUUGUGCAAGCAAAUCUUCCUGUUUUUUAUCCCCCCCCCCCCCCCUCCUCCUCCCCCCAACUUUGACCUAUAAAAAGUAGUAUAUACAUUGUUUGCUGUGCAUAUUCAAAAGGGAGAUUUUAAGAGAUAACUUGGUUUUAUUAGAAAACUUCAUAUUAUUGUUUGUUUAAUGUAAUUAGGGUUUUCGAAAUAUCAUUCCACUAGAAAUGAUAUAUGAUAAUUUAAUGUGCCAGCUUCAAUUUCUGUACCAAUUUGAGCUGAAUAUAAAUUAGAUGUUAGUUCUAUAUCUGGUAUGUGAGAACAGAGAUUUGGUCAGAAAGAAAAUUGAAAUGCUUUACUGGAAUACGGUUUCUUAUCUUCCCUGUGCUCAUAUGAGUUAUAAAAGUAUGUAAAGAUGAAGGUUGACAAUUUUUUAUUUUUAAGUUCCUGUAUUUGUGAGCAGGUUGUCCAGUAAGUAACACUUAUAUCAGAGGAGGAUUUUUUUUCUUUAAGAACAUGACUAGCCUGGGAUGGGACUCUGACUCACAUAUGUCUGUGUUAUGUAUAACAUUGACUCGCAAAUGUCUGUGUUAUGUAUAACAUUGACUCGCAAAUGUCUGUGUUAUGUAUAACAUUGACUCACUUAUGUCUCUGUUAUGUAUAACAUUGACUCACAUAUGUCUCUGUUAUAUAUAACAUUGACUCACAUAUGUCUCUGUUAUAUAUAACAUUGACUCACAUAUGUCUGUUAUGUAUAACAUUUUAAGAAUUCUUAAUUGUAGUUGCUUCACCUAAUAAUAUUGUAAUAUACAAUCAGGAUAAUACUGAGUUUUUGUACCACACUAUCGAUAUGUAAUAUGUGAAUUAAACUUGUGUCCUUGUACAAGCCAAUGAAAUGAUCUUAUAUACCGGUAAGCUGUGUUGAAGUGAUUUCUUUUCGAUACAAAUCUUAGAAAUGACACUGGUCUAAAAAUGAUAAAUUUCCAGAUUUAGCAGUACAGAUUGAUGCCAAAGUACAUUUUGUAUUUUAUGAAAUGUAAAAACGGGUACAAUGUAUUUAAAUUGUGUGUGCUUUUUCUUGUCUAAAUUAAGUUGGUACUGUAAGUAGAAACGCAAAACUGCUAUCUUACAUUUAAACUAAGAAAUCUUUGCUUAUUUAUCUCUUGUAUCAGUAUCUUCUAAAAAUUUCUGUUUUCCUUAAACAAUAUUUAAUGUUCUCAGUAUACAGCAAAGAUAAUCUUUUUGUAUCUUCAGCAAAUAGAAAAUAUGGAAACAGAUUAUAUGGUAUGAGAAUCUGUGUACCAUUGGAGUCUUUUAAGAAGCUGUAAUACUAUUUCUUGAGAUAGUUGAAAACAUUGCACAUUUGAAUAAAACUGUUGUAUGGAAA